Molecule: messenger RNA, 2634 nt
Organism: Vanderwaltozyma polyspora DSM 70294
Lineage: Eukaryota; Fungi; Ascomycota; Saccharomycetes; Saccharomycetales; Saccharomycetaceae
Exons: 1
Coding region: 1-2634 (877 amino acids)
Biological process (GO): endocytosis; endosomal transport
Cellular component (GO): plasma membrane; cytoplasm
Molecular function (GO): calcium ion binding; protein binding
Source: RefSeq, a predicted model, not a curated record
AUGCAAUCUAUCAGCGGUGGUUCUAAUAUCCCAUCGAUAUCUAAUAAUGAUAUCUCUAAAUUCUCUCAAUUGUUCGAUAGAUCAGCAAAUGGGUUAAAUUAUUUACCAGGUGAUAAAGCAAAAGAUAUAUUUUUAAAGGCAAAUUUAGAUAAUGCAACAUUAGGUUCUAUUUGGGCAUUAUGUGACCAAAACCAAGAUGGUACUUUGACUAAGCCUGAAUUUAUUAUGGCAAUGCACUUGUUACAAUUAACAUUAUCUAAUAAUCCAGAAGUUAAUCCACUGCCUUCACAAUUGCCUCAAGAAUUAUGGAACUCAAUUCAUUUGCCUAAUGGUACUUCUCCAAUGGUGACUCCUACAUCUCCUUCUGCCGAUGUAGACUGGAUUUUGCCGCAAGAUCAAAAAGAUCAAUUUGAUAAAAUUUUUGAUUCUUUAGAUAAAUCAAAUGAAGGUAAAUUAUCUUCUCAAGUUCUUGUGCCAUUUUUCUUAUCUUCAAAGUUAAAUCAAGAUACAUUGGCGACUAUUUGGGAUUUAUCCGAUUUACAUAAUCAUACCGAUUUCACCAAAUUGGAAUUUGCUAUUGCUAUGUUCUUAAUCCAAAAGAAAAACUCUGGUAUUCCAUUACCUGAAACUUUACCACAACAACUAUUGAAUUCACCUUCUCUAGCAAUCGCUGCUGCUACUCCUCAACAUGGUAUCCCAGCCCAACCAGUUCAAACUCAAAUACCACAACAACGUGUACCAACCAAUACUUCUAUUUCUUUACCAGCCAAUGCUUCUAUUCAACCAAACGUAAAUAUAUCAAAUACUGUUCCAGCUACUAUUUCCAGAUCGGUACAACCAGCUGACAAUAGCACUAGAGCAAAUCAAGAACUUUCUCGUAUCAAUGAAAUGAAAGCUUCAAUUGAGUCUAAGUUGUCAAUGUUACAAGAAACGCAUAAACAAAAUAUUGCAGAGACAGAAGAAUUGGAAAGUAACGUCGCUGUGGCAAAGAGGGAAGUCGAAGCAUUAAAGCAACAGCUUGCUAUGUUAGAAACGAAUAAUAACGAUAGUAAUAAUAAAAUCCUAGAACUAAAUCAAAAGCUAACCACCUCUAGGCAACUAAAUAAAGAAUCAAAAGACAAAAUACAAUAUUUUAACAAUAUGAUUGAAGUUUCAGGGGGCAAAUUAGAAGAUAAUAAAAUUAAGCUAAAGCAAGAAAACUCUAUGGUUGAUGUCAAUACUAAGCAAUUAGAAUUGAACCAUAAUUCUUUGAGCACAUUAACUUCCGAAUUACAAAAUAUGUCGACCUUUUUGGUUGCAUAUCUUGCCAAACAUAAAGAAUUAGGCGAGAACCAAAAAAGUGUAGAAAACCAGCAUUCUCAAUUGCAACUAAAAUACAAAGCAUUGGAUGACCAAAACAAAGCAUUAGUCGAUAAAGACAACGAUUUGAAGAAAUAUACUUUGGAUAUUGAAGCCCAAGAAAAGGAAUACCAUGCUAAGGUUGACCGUUUACAAUCUUUAUUUGAUGACUUGUCAAAGAAGAAAAUGCUUUUUGAACAGGAGAAUGAGCUCUUAAAGAAGAAGAAUUUAGAAUAUGCACAAAACAUCCAAUCAUUGUCUGAAAGACAAAUGAAGUUGGCAAUGGGUGAGUUACCAGAUGACGCUGAUGAUGUCUUGAAAAAUGCAAAGGCUUUUUCCACUACAACUGAUAAAUUGACUACUACAGACGAUGGAGAUAGAACUGAAAGUGAUGUCUUCGAUAAAGAUGUCCCAACAGUUGGAUCCCAAACUGAAGGUGAACCGGAAGAUGAAACUACUGUACAUGUAAAUGCAGCAAACCCAUUAAAUGACCGUUUCGAUAGCGAUAUGACUGAGUUCAACAUCCCAAGAACACAAUCUUUAACAUCUUCUGUAGCAAAUAAUCCUCCAUUAUCAGUUAGAGAUGAUGUCGAAAUGCCAGAACUUGGUGAUCCACUUGAAGAAAAUGUAGCAAAUUCUGAGGUUAUGUCCGAGACUCCAGCCGAAUGGAAUACCUCUCAAGCAGAAGCAAAUGGUAUCGCAGGUACUUCAAAUGGUGCUGAUAGAGAAUUAAACCUAUCUGAUAACAUUAAUGAAUUAAAAGGAAUCAGUUCGAAAAAUGGGUACCCAAAUAUUGAUGAGGAGUUCCCACCAAUUCGUGAACUCGAUGUUGACGAAAGUGAUUCUUCAAGUGAUGAAGAUAACAAUAACGUCCAGACUAGUAAUAUGGGAGAAUUGAAUGAUGAGUUUGCAGAUUUAGAAUUGGCACCAUUAGAAGAUGGCGAUGCUGAUAAUUUGCAGAGUAGAUCUGUUCCACAACCUGAGCUGUCAGUUCCAGCACCUCAGCCUGUGUCUUCUAAUCCAACAACCGAAACUGCUGGAAUUUCAAAUGAUGAGUGGAAUCAAGUGUUUUCAGGAUUGGGCAGUUCCUCACAACCAGAUGUGGUCCAAGGCACAAAUACAUUGCACACACCAACAGUUCCUGUCAUUGAUAGAAAGCUGGCAACCACUCCAAAAUCUUUAGCUAUUGAAGAGUUAUGUGGUAUGGGAUUUACUGAAGAUGAAGCUGUUAAAGCAUUAGAGAAGCAUAAUUGGGAUUUGGAUGCCGCAACCAAUUUCUUAUUAGAUAAUGCUUGA